Saccostrea cuccullata (small rock oyster) is the source of this 327-nucleotide messenger RNA. RefSeq names its product fibroleukin-like. NCBI's taxonomy places the organism in Eukaryota, Metazoa, Mollusca, Bivalvia, Ostreida, Ostreidae. The transcript is spliced from 4 exons. Bases 16 to 327 code for a protein of 103 amino acids. The record is from RefSeq and is a predicted model, not a curated record.
AGUGUGUAUUGCGAUAUGACCACAAUGGGUGGGGGAUGGACGGCAAUUCAGAAACGCAUAGACGGAUCCGUGAUCUUUGGCAGGAACUGGAUGGAUUAUAAGAAUGGUUUUGGUUCACCAGAACAGAAUGUCUGGAUUGGAAAUGACGUAAUCCAUAAAUUAACAAAAAAAAACACCUCAUCCCUGUAUGUGUCCAUCACUCUCCAGAAUGGUUCAACUCCGUAUGAAAUGUACGACCGAUUUUCUGUCUCCGACGAAGCAGGAAAAUAUCAACUCUUUCUUGCAGGACCUGCCAUGGGAACUUUAGGUAAGUCUUGGGUUUCCUGA